AUGGACAGGGACGUGGAGCGGAGCUUUGCCGCGCUCCAACUCCAGGAAGAUCCGGGGCCUCGGCGUCGCCCCGUCCCCAUGCGGAGCCGCAUCCGCCGGCUGUCGGAUGUGCUGCGGGAACCGCAUGCAAACGGCGACGAUGCGGCUGCAAGACAUUCCCAGCGUCGGCCCAGCGGCCAAUUCAACGGGAUCCGGGAUAACGGGCAAACUCAGAGCGGUUCGAACCAACUCCAACUACAGGUUUACCAGAAUCCCGCGCGCAAUCAACAGAGCUCAAGUCAGCACGCCUUGAACAAUAUUAACAGUAUCAAUAACACCCAUAAUGAGCGACAGGGCCGCAGAAGGUCGAAACGGACUUCGAUUAUUCUGAUCGAGCACGGCGGAUCCGGAUCCCAAAGCCCGAAUCCGGUGGACAUUCUACCGGCGGUGUACAAGAUUCAACAACCUCAAGCUCCACAACCUCAUGCUCCACAGGUUCAAAACCCACAACUGCAAAAUUUGCCGGUCAGAUUUGUCACAGCUCCGCCUCCACAACAGCCAGUAGUACCAAUUUCAGAGAAUCUCCAGUUAGCUCCAAUCGGUUUUAAUCGUGAGUUUUUUUGAGAUUCUUUUGAUGUUUUUUGAAGCUUAGGAACUUAUAUAUAUAUUAAAAUUUUUUCAGAAGAGACGGUCAUCCACCAUCCACCUCCCAACUUCUUCUAUCCACAGCAUCUCCAGCCCAUGGAACCUCAAUUUUAUCAGCAGCCAUUCAUCGACUUUGCACCUGUCAACGGGAUCUUCGACAACUCCGGACACUUUAUUCCACAGCCCUUCAUCGUGAAUGGUGCCAAUGGAAUAAUGCCCAUUCAGAGAGAGGUAAGAGGUUUUGAAUGAGUUUUUUGUUAUUUAGGCCGUUUUUUGAGGUUGUUUCUUUUCACGGACGCUGCUAGAAAACGUGCACCAAUAUUGCCAGCUACUAAUACAGUGGCAAAAAACGUACCAUUUCGCAUCCGGGAAGCAUUUAAAAUGUGGCAAAAUUCUUCUCUCUCCAAGUGAAAAAACUUCGUUUUGAAGGGCACUCACAAAAAGAGUUGUCGCGCUUUUGAAAUCGGAGUUUUUUCACUUGGAGAGGGAGGUAUUUUGCCACAUUUUUUGAUACUUCCUGGAUGCAAAAUGGUACGUUUUUUGCCACUGGAUAAGGUGCCCCACUGUACACCUAUUGAUAAUUUCUGUUUUACAAAAAUGAUCGAAAUUUCAAGAUUUGAAAAAAAAAUACGCUAAAGCAUCAUCGUGAAAUUUACUAUUUUAAAAUUAAAAUUCACCCUACUUUAGUGUGUUCCCCAACCGAUUCCACAGCCGAAUAUCCCGCUACAACACAACUUUAUGCCUCCACCAAUCCAAUACACCGUCCCACCGCCAGUCCUGCCGCAGUAUCCGGACGCCCGCAACCUGUUUGCCCCAAAUUUGCCCGACUUUCCACCCGAACUGAAUCAAAAUCAUCAAAACCCGGCGCCAGCUCAGCGAAUCUAUGUGGGCGAUUCGAAUGGAGGGAAUCGGGUGGAAAACCAUGCGAACGGCGAGCAGCACGAGUCUGGGAGGAAUUUCCGACGUCGUGAUGACAAAAAACCCCAGUUGGUCGACGGACAACUCAUCAAAAGCGCGCUGUGCAGAAAUAUCUUGGCUCAUGGGAGGUGCGAUUAUGGGGAUCGAUGCCAUUUUGCGCAUGAUAUUGAAGAAUUGACGUUGAAACCGGUAUGGAUAUUUGAGAUUUUGAAAAUUUUUUUUGUAGAUUUGAAGCGUAAAACUCAAUAUUUUAAAAAUAUUUUAGGCUAGUGACAAUUUUAAGACCGUGGAAUGCAUGGAACAUAGCACUACAGGCCAGUGCCCCUACGGCUACAAAUGCCAUUAUUUCCAUGAGGGCGAAGAUCCCUACAUGCGGAGGAUCAACGACACCCGGAGUGUGGCCGACUUUAUGGCCGCCAAGGAGGAGUUCCAAAGAGCGAAGGAGGCGGCUGAGCGUUGUGCUGCCGAACCCGCGCCUUCAAAGGACGACCCAGGGCCUAAGCGGGCGAAUCCUGAGCCUUCAUUCAACUUUACUGGAUAA
Molecule: messenger RNA, 2083 nt
Organism: Bursaphelenchus xylophilus (pine wood nematode)
Lineage: Eukaryota; Metazoa; Nematoda; Chromadorea; Rhabditida; Aphelenchoididae
Source: the annotation of a GenBank genome assembly